UGCAAUUUCCCAUUUCCCCCUUUACACUCUCUCUCUCUCCGCACGAAAACCUCACUCCAAAAAAUCUACACUUGGAUUCAUAGCUUUUCUCUUCAAGUCCGAUUCAGAAAACCGGUUUUAUUUAUUCUCCCAUACCGACCUUUGUGUGAACAUUUCGGCGAUUCCCUCAAGCCACUGCCGUCUCACUCUCUCAACGUUCUGUCAUGAUGACUUUGCUCAACAAGAAGGCUAGCCGAAGUGAUCUAAUCAAUGACUUACCGAGUAAUGUCGUUGAUGCCAUCCUAGCAAACUUGACACUCCGAGACCAAGUUAGAACUAGUAUUUUGUCCAAAAAUUGGAGGUAUAUGUGGACUUCAGUCUCACAAAUUUGUAUCGAUGAAUGCUUUUUUGAAAGGUUUUGGCAUGUUGAUGACCGUGACCGUGACCGUGUAGUUUGUAAAAUCAUCACGAAAGUUCUUAUGCUUCACAAUGGGCCGAUACACAAGUUUACUCUUUUCAUACCAUUUGACUCCUGUUUCAAAAUCACAGUGGAAUACCUCAAUAUGUGGAUUCCAAUUUUGUCAAAGAAGGACAUUAAAUAUCUUGAACUUGUGAACUGCGACGACGCAGUACCUGAUGAAAUGCCAUAUAUUGUCCUCUCUUGUAAGGAACUGACUUACUUUGAGUUUGGUGGAUUUAACCUAUCAGUUCCACCUAAUUUCUGCAGCUUUAAAAGAUUGCUUGAACUUCACCUAGUUUGUGUUAGAUUCGAGUCUGGUGCACUUGAGAGUCUUAUGUCUGGUUGUCCUAUUCUUGAAAAGCUCAGCAUUGAACAAUGUACUGGUUGUGAUAGUCUUGUUAUAUCUUCCCCUUCUCUCAAAGUCUUUGAGCUAGAAUUAAGGGAUGAUAUGAAGUCAAUUUCUCUCAAGAGAGCAAAGAAUCUGAUCGAUUUUACACUCAAUGCCCAACAAAACAACUUAUCUGGUUCAAUCAAAGGUUUGCCAAAACUUAAGUCGCUUUCGCUUUUCGGUAUGGAAAAGAUCCCAUUAGCAGAUAUCAUUCCACCCACGCUGCUAACAAGCUCAUUAAGCUCUUUAGAGUAUCUUAAAUUGAGUGACAUGAAUUUGAAUGAAAAAGGAGAACUGUUGUAUUUUGUUAGUGUUCUCAAAAGUGCUCCUAGGUUGAUUGAACUCGAUAUACAGAACUACAACAUGGUUGAUACCGCACAAGUUUCAGACCUUUCAGAAGAGUUAAAAUGUCGUAGUUGUUGCUGCCUUAAACUUCAGACGGUGAAUAUCUAUAUGGAAGCUAACUCUCAGCAUGUAAUGAGUUUGAUAAAGUUUAUACUUGCGAAUUCUACACUGUUAAAGACUCUUACUUUAGAUUGUAGUUAUAAUAAAUUAAAGGCAGAUAUGUUGUUCAGAAUUUCACAAGACCUGUUAUUGAUGGAACGAGCAUCACCAAGAGCACAGGUUAAGUUUCAUCCUUCUAGUUCUACCUAUUCACUAUUUGAGUAGUGAGGUGAAAAGAUUCGUUGCACAUUGGACCACUGUUUAAUUUAUUUACUUUCAACCCAUUUGGUAUCAUGUGGCCAUUAUUUGUAAUGCUUUGUGAUACAGUAAGCUACUUAACUUUCUAUUCUGGUUGUUUAUGAGGUUAGAUUUUUGGAUGAUAAAUCGUGAAACUUUUUAAUUAGGGGACUAGUUAUAUUUUCUUGAAUGGUCUUUUAUUUUGGUUAAUUUAUAUAUUUUUCAAGUGAAAAAAGUUAAUUAUUGAACAUGUUAUGUUGUUAAAUCUUGAAGGGACAGUAUGCUAGUUGCUCAAAAAAGGGGGCUGAAUCUCAUUAAGUGAAUUUUAUUAUCAUUAACUUUUUUUAAUUUCUUUAAGCCAUCUUUGUUUGGAAUAUGGAAUUUAUUUAUUUAUUUAUUUAUUUUAAUAAUUGGAGAAGAUUGAACUCGUCAUAUGGAUGGGGAUAACAAUUGUGAGGAAUGCUGGACUCGAGGAUAUGUGACAAAACAGUGGUUUAUAAAUUAUUGCCUUGUUCAUACUGCUUGAAGUUAUGAAGAAAAAGUUUUUCUUGAUACAACAACACCUUUCUUCUAUAAUUUUCUUCAAGAAGUGAAAGAGAUCACUUUGAGAAAAAAAAUUCUGUCAGUUUUGUGUGGUUUGGGAUGUAUUUAUUCUGGCUAAAAGAGAUAAGAGGGGGAAUAUUUUGGUUUUUUGAGUAAUAAGGGUGUUAGAGACGUAGAGGAUCUUUUUGCUACUUGAAUAUCUUCAAGUUCGGACAUUCAGCUGAGGAAAUCAAAUAUGGUGGGUCUUUGAAGCUUGUCCCCCCCUAUCUUAAGGGUUUCAAGGCGAAGUCAGCUGUGGAGAGUGAUCGGUUACCUAAAAUUUCUUCUGCAAAUUUUUUGUUUCAUUAUACCCUUUUUUAUCUUUAGCCUUGUUGAGGUCGUCUAAGAAGGGUUGGUGGAUGAAUUGGUUCUCAGAGAUCUCUUUAUAGUUGUUGGAGUUUGGUUCUAGGGGUAAGAGAAUUUGACUCAUAAUAUUUGGCUGGGUUUUUGAAAAACGAUCGCGGUCGCAUGAAAGUAUAAAAUGAAUGUUGAUCAACAAGUAAAGUACAAGUAAAAAUGUCAAGAUAAAUGACUGAAAGAUAAAAGAUGCAUUGAAAUAAUGGUGGUGAUUCACGUACAUCAAGCACUUAGC
Vicia villosa (hairy vetch) is the source of this 2682-nucleotide messenger RNA. RefSeq names its product F-box/FBD/LRR-repeat protein At1g13570-like. Gene Ontology annotation, molecular function: protein binding. The coding region runs from base 204 to 1496 and encodes 430 amino acids. The record is from RefSeq and is a predicted model, not a curated record. Lineage: Eukaryota; Viridiplantae; Streptophyta; Magnoliopsida; Fabales; Fabaceae. The transcript is spliced from 4 exons.